AUGGAGCCCUCAAUAAGCUCAUCAGAUGAGCAAAGAAAGCUUUUGAGUGAAGAAGGCAAAAGAAAAGAUUUCAUUGAAACUAGGAUAGAUUUUAUCCAUGACAGUUGCGAAAAGAUCUUAAAACGUGGAUAUAUUAAGUAUGAUUGUAGCAAUAUCUAUAACAAAUACAAUAAACUUCGGAAACCUAGUGAUAGACUUAACAGAAUGUGAGUCGUGUUUCAUAAAAAUUCAACUUGGUCACUCAAGAAAUCUCUGAAGCAUUUCAUCAGAUACCCCCUUGAAGAACUUGUUAUUUGAGGAAGUUCAAAGUUUAGGAAUGAGAAAAUCUCAAGACUUCUACCAAAGAUGAUCAAAAUCCUACCCGAUGUUACAGCUGAAUGUGUCUUCAAUAAUUUAUUGUUAUCUGAGAAAGAUCUGCUGCACAUAUUCUGUAAUCUCACCUCGGGAUGUCAACUUAGAUUUGGAAAUUGAAGGUUGGCUCAAAUAAGAAAGAGAGAUCUUUACAGGGAGCCAUCAAUAAGCAAGCUUUUUUUAUAUAGGUGUUAUUCUUUUGAUGAAAUGCUCUUUGAUCUAGAGAAUUCGAGUUUUAUAAGUCUGGUCCAGCUGAUAUCAGACUCAUCUUCUAACUUCGGAUUGUCUGAGAUUCGAAUUGAACCUAACUUUACAACCGAUGAUAUCACAAAACUGAAGGAAAGAAUUGAUCUUGGAGAAAUUAAGUUUGACAUAGGAUAAUUAUUUGUAAAAGCAAAA
Messenger RNA from Moneuplotes crassus, 750 nucleotides. NCBI's taxonomy places the organism in Eukaryota, Ciliophora, Spirotrichea, Euplotida, Euplotidae. The record is from the annotation of a GenBank genome assembly.